Messenger RNA from Melitaea cinxia (Glanville fritillary), 1460 nucleotides. Its product is annotated as palmitoyltransferase ZDHHC6. Lineage: Eukaryota; Metazoa; Arthropoda; Insecta; Lepidoptera; Nymphalidae. The transcript has 8 exons. Gene Ontology annotation, cellular component: Golgi apparatus. Gene Ontology annotation, biological process: protein palmitoylation. The record is from RefSeq and is a predicted model, not a curated record. The coding region runs from base 1 to 1146 and encodes 381 amino acids. Gene Ontology annotation, molecular function: protein binding; palmitoyltransferase activity.
AUGUCUUCGCCAAUAAGACGCCUUUGCCAUUGGGGUCCAAUUGCUGUUUUAGGUAUAAUAAAAUUGAUAACAUGGUCAAUGGUGCAUUUGAUGGGGAUGUGGUGGCCACCCAACGAGAGCCUAGGAGCGGCUUUGCACGCCGCAAUGUUCCUGGGUCUAGCAGCUUGUACGCUGUACUACUUUCUCCAGGCCCUGCUUGAAGGACCUGGUUUUGUUCCUUUGGGAUGGAAGCCAGAAAACGAGGCUGAUAUAGAAUAUUUGCAAUAUUGUACAGUUUGCAAAGGUUAUAAGGCACCGAGAUCUCACCACUGCAGGAAAUGUGGUUACUGUAUAAAGAAAAUGGAUCAUCAUUGUCCUUGGAUAAAUUGUUGCAUUGGACACGAAAAUCACUACUACUUCACGUUGUUCCUGACAUCAGCCGUGUUCGGCUGCUUACAUGCUGCUAUUGUGUUAGGUAUAUGCCUGUAUCAUGCUAUCAACCGUGUGUGGUACGUUCACCAUGGAACCGGACAGGAGCCUAUGAUUUAUCUCACAUUGACCACUCUACUGCUUACAUUGCUAGCAACUGGGAUGGCUAUCGGUGUUGUGUUCGCUGUUGGCACUUUACUGUAUUUGCAGGUUCGUGGCAUAAUAUGGAAUCGGACAACAAUUGAAGACUGGAUUGUGGACAAAGCUGUCCACAGACGAGAGGAGCAAGGUCUUCCGCCCUUUGUGUUUCCUUACGAUUUGGGUUGGAAGAAAAAUUUACAUUUGAUCUUUGGUGGGUCACGGUGUGAUGGGAUACGGUGGCCCAUUGCAGAUGGCUGUGGAGAGUACGAUUUGACGAUGGAGCAGCGCGCCCAGAAAGCGGACAAGCAGUCGCGCGCGCGCACCUUCGUCGCCCGGCGCGCGUACUCGGGGCGCUGGCUGCCGCUGCUGGCCUUCCCGCGCGCCGCGCUGGCGCCGCCCUGCUCCGGGGAGCCGCGCCUGGCGCUGGCGCCCGCGCAGCGCCUGCGGGCCACGCGCCGGCGGCGGCACUGGCUGUUCGGUGAGAAAAUCAUAGAAGGGGGAGAAGGGCAACGUGGGGAGAGAGGGUGGUUCCCUCGUGAUGCGGUCACGCCGAUUGACUCAUAUGAGUCAGAUGCGUACAAGUAUAAGCCAGACUAGUAGAAGAAGUUUGCGAAGAGAGAAGUUCCAUGAGCCUUUAGUAACAAUGAUUUUCUACGUAAUUGAUAAAUUUAUUUUCACUAGCCAGAAUAAUUAUUUAAAUUACAAAACUGCAUGUAAUAUUCAUUCAGCCAGUAAUAUCCCACUGCAGGGCAUAGGUCAUAUAUAGGAGAAGCGUUGCAUGUAAUUUAAUAUAAUGCAAUUUUAAUAAAAAAAAAUUGUCUUUGUAUUCGCAUAAAUGCGAUUUUAUGAACAACUGUUUCUCUUUUUAUGAUAAUUUAUGUAAUAAUAGUAAUAAUUUAUUAUGAAAUCUA